Messenger RNA from Rhincodon typus (whale shark), 4126 nucleotides. It is a transcript of the gene firrm, whose product is annotated as chromosome 10 C1orf112 homolog. The transcript is spliced from 24 exons. The record is from RefSeq and is a predicted model, not a curated record. Lineage: Eukaryota; Metazoa; Chordata; Chondrichthyes; Orectolobiformes; Rhincodontidae. The coding region runs from base 404 to 3121 and encodes 905 amino acids.
CACAGGCAUUGUGCGCACAUGCGCACUAGUUCCCGCUGGCAAGGAGUUGCUGGAGAUUGUCCCGGACGGGGAGUAGGUGGGCAACUGGAUUAAGUCCUCAUUUGGCACAGUACUGCGUCUGUAUUUAAACACCAACUAGCUCAAGGUUUCUCUGAAACGACGGAGAAAAAUAUAAGGCGGGGUUCUGUUGGAUUUCAUGGCAGGUUUACUGGUUUCCACGGAAACGACUGGCAGCUAAUGAUGCCCCCUUGGUUUCAUUCCCGAGAACAGGCCUUAUUGGUAGUCGUCAAUUAUUGCUGAAAUGUCAGAUACUUGUAAACUUCGGCUGUGACUACUCCUCACGAAGAGCACAUAUCAUACAGACUGCCUUUUCUUUAACCUGGAGUACCUUCAAACCUUUAAGAUGUCUCAGUAUAGUCUAUUAGAAGAGGUCUGCCAGUGGAAUGAACAGAUGUGUAAGAGGAAGAUGGGAACUGUUCUUUCUGAACUCAUUUCUAUAUAUCAAAAUAACGAAAGCAGUAAGGAACAAUUACGAGUAUUGAAGAUUCUGACAGGCAAGUUUCUGCCUCACAUCAGCCUUUUUGAUAUAGAACAUGCCUUCUUCUCUCAGAUAUUACCCAAGGCAAUGACAUUGUUUGAUGAACUUGCAAGUAAGUUAUCUCAACAAGCAGGAACUUUGUCCAGUCAAAACACCGAACUGCAGGCAGCACUGAGGAAUGCAAUACAGACUCAGAUCCAACUUUUGGAAGUUCUGAUGAAUAUUGUGCAGCAUAUGUGCACUCUUGAGGAAGCUCUAACCUUGACAAGCAUGCAUUCAUUAUCUCUGGCUGUCUUUCAUGUCCUGAAGAAUACCUUUAGUCAUUGCAAGGACAGUGAGACUUUGUACCGUAGUCACUUGCACUUGGUUGCAGACCUGUUGCAGUUUUUAUUUAAGGAAGCAUAUUCACUUCAGAAGGGGUUCAUGGAACUUUUGGAUCGGAUAGUUUUGGAAUCAACAGGUGCUUCUGGUGACGAUAUUGCAUGCAUGGUGGUAGUAGUUCACAAUGUUUUGAAGAUUUGUUCAGUCAUUUCCAAAAUGGAUCAUGCUCUACAUGCUAACACAUGGAAGUUCCUUAUUAAAAUAAGUGUGAAGCACCGGGCAUUAAUCGAGACAAAGCUGCCACAUGAUGAGCUUGUUACUGGUCUCUGUGAGGACAUUCUCUAUUCUUUCAGUUCAUGUAUGCAGUUAGCUGAACAAAUUCACCAGUCUACAGGAAUGGGCAAUGCAAAUACAACUGAUUGCAAACUUUUCCAGAAGACCAUGAAGCUGUGCCGUUUUUUUGCCAACACGUUGGUGCAUUAUGUCAAGGAGUUCGUUGACUUCCUUUCAAGGUCUUGUCAUCGACUGCACCAUUUUUACCUUCAGAUGUACAGUAAAUUUCCUCCUAGUUUGUAUGCACCGGUUUUGUCUGAUGGACUAUAUGAUCAAAUUGCUUCCAUUGUCCCAGUUGCUUUGGAUGCCCUUGUCUCUCAGCUGCUGUCCUUCAGGCCUUUUGUGGAGACAGUCUUACAAGUCAACCCAGAUAUCAGUUUGGAGCUGGCCCUUCCACAGUGUUUAUUGCUAAUUAAUAUAAUAGGCAAACUUUCAUCGGAGUCUUGCGAGAUUCAGAGCCUUUGGUGUUCUGGCAGCCAGAUUUCAGAGGAAAAGCCAAGAUUACCUUUGUUUCACGUACUGUUUCACAACUUCCACCGAUGCUAUGCGGAACUUUCUUUGCCAGUGCAGUUGCCUGGAGUGAUGAGUAAAGGACAGGCUCAAAAAAAUAUCAGCCUUUAUGAAUAUGUAUGCACUAAUUUGUGCUCUUUUAUCACGUCUCUUCCGGCUUCUCUCUUUCCAGAUUUGGAGUGUGCUUUAUUGGACGCUGUACUCAGUCCUCACAUGUUAACUGCAUUACUGGCUACGGACGCAUGGUGUUUUCUUGCACGUUAUGGAAGUGCUGAACUUUGUGCUCAUCAUGUGUGUCUCAUAGCUCAGUUGGUGAAAUCUUGUUCUGGAGAGUGUUACCAGCUGUCCCAUUUAUCCUUACUGCUCCGACGUAUGCUCUGUCUCAUGGCAGCAAACCACCAGGCUGCAUUUAUGGACACGUUUUCUCCCAAGGAGCCUAGCAACUUAGUUUUAUGGCGACAAGUUAGUAUUAAAGCUCUGUCUGCUGACCUUCAGAAACCUGUCACUUCUGACAUCAUCAAGACAGCAGUUGAUCAGUGCCUAAAGUGGCAGAGUAGCAAGCAUGCUUUGGGAGAAUUGGAACAAGUGAAUGUUGCCCUUGCUGCUAUGGUAGCUGUGUGUCAUGCUGAUGGGGAAGCCUUGAAUUCAGAGUUGCAAUUAUCAGUCACAGAAAUGCUUGGCCAAAUGUGGUCAGUCCUCACUGUGGAACAGGUCCUGAGCCAGCGUUGUAUUCAACAGACAACCAGUCUGCUCCUUUCUUUCGUUUCACUGUUGAUUCGAUCAGUAGGGCCACCAUUGAUAGCUCAAGUGGUAUUAUUCCUCCAUUCCCUUCUUCCUCUGAAUCCCCCUGAUCAUGUUCGUCUUGCUGCACUGGACUUCUUAGGUUCCCUUGGAAAGAUAAUUAUACCACCAGAUGUUCAGCAUACAGUCCUUCCGAAGCUGCCUUGCCUCUUUUCAUCCCUUCUAGAAGACAAAUCCUGGCUAAUUCUUCAACAUGCACUACAGGGAUUUACAUUGUUUGCUGAGGGGACAUGCCACGAGGAAGUGGUCCCUCAAAGCCUCGAGUCAGGAGCAUCAAAGUGCAGAGUUGUAAGCUUCUUGAACAAGGCGAUUACAACAACUGAGACCAAGGAAUUGCAAAUGGAAAGAUUAAAGCGACAAAAUGCAAUUCUAGAUGCACAUUUCACUCGCCCACAUCUAUGUGCAGUGAAUGGCUCUGUUGUGGUGGAGCCAUAUGCUAAACGUGCCAGGUUGGAACAAUUUGAAGAGGAGGAGUAUGAGAAAACCUUGCAAGCAGCAGAAAAUGCUUUUAAAACAUUACAGACUUUGCUAAAACAGGGACCAGCACCAGAAUGGAUAAAGGUCCGUUUACAAGCCCUACAAACAACAAUCACUGCCAUGAACAAUGGCAGGCAAUAAAGUAUAUAACAGUCUGAAGAAGUUACAUUGUCUUGCUGCAGAGAGGAAUGACUAUCAUCACUGUAUAAUGGAAUUGAUCAGUGAUGCCAGUCGGCUAUCUUUUGAGAUAGUCAAGAAUUGCAUGUAAUGUACUACAUGUGGCUAAUGUUCCAGUGUUGAUUUGCGUCAAAUUAACCAUACAUAAUGUAUUUGUUGCUCACUCAUUAGUUAAGUUUUCAACCUGUUAAGAUACAGAUUUAAAAUUUUUUGCAGUUUUCUGUAACAGCUAAAGUGAAUCAGCAGUAUCCACUUCAGCUAGUCAGGUAGAUAAAUGAGCAGCCAAUUGACCAAUUUCUUAAAAAAAAAACCUGUGCUACUUGAGUUAACUAAUGCAAUGAACAAAUUCAAAGGUGACAAAACAACUAACUACAUUGCUAAAUUCUCAACUGAGUUCAGAGUCUGGUAAGUGAACUGAAAGUUGGAAUUAGUCAAGCGAAUGCUUUCAAAUUUGCACAGGUUUUAUUAAAGUUUUAGAUCAAGGGGCCACACUUCUGUAGCAUUUGGUAAUUCACCACAUAUAUAGUACCUUCAUAAACCCCAAAAGAGCAAAUUCUGUUUUGUAAUGGACAUUUUACAACUGAGUGGAGCUGUGAACACAUGCAGUAAGAAGUUUGCUAAGGAUCACAAGAUAUGAGUUACAUGCACCAUCUGAUAAUCUCAUUUUGUGUCUGCAUUCUGCCUGCCAGCGAGAAGCUGAUCAUCCCUUUUCUGCCACAAUGGAGUGCUUAAACCUGCAAAGAGAAUGUGUUUUUAAAUUGAAAAGUAUCAAGAUUUUGUUGCUGGAUGUAGUCACUGUUGCAAUUAAGUAUAAAACCACCAAUGUUAAAUGUAACUUUUCUUUCAAAUAGCUCUUUAUUAUAGAAAAAAAUUAAUACAUUUGAAUCCAAUAAAUUAUUUUACUUUUUUAAAAAUUGGCCAUUUUAUUAUUGGGAAUUCACUUUCAAAAUAAAGCUAAACAUUAAAUAA